AACAUAGACUCAAACAAUGCCUAAAUCGAAGGCUUAUGCCAACCCCUUACCUUCCAAUGCCGAUGAACAACGCUAUAGUGCUAAAUGUCAGGAAUUGCGUACCAAGAUUCGUGAGAUUGAACGCGAAAACCAAAUCGUACAGUUGAAAAUCGUCAGAUCGAAGAAAAACAUACAACGCCUUCGGAUUGAGAGAUCUGUGCUGUAUGAUGCUUUGGCUACCAUCACUACGUCCGCUGCCCAAUCGUCGGGUCUCGUGCCAUCCUCUGCCAAUCCUCCUGCGACCUCAUCAUUACCUCCUAUCAACACGAAUCAUCAACAGGCCCCUCAAUCAACAACUCCAACGCCUCAAAAUCUUGAUCCUCACACGUCUUCGCACGAGACUCUUUCGGCCCCUAUCCAGGCCUCUACCACUCCGAUAGAUGAUAUUCAUUCAGUACCCGGCCGAGGACAUGUUACAUCAAUCGACGCAACCAAUCCCUCCUCUAGCAAUGGUGUUAAUAGCGCCUUGAAUUCUACUGGCGUCAAUAUCAAUGGACACACUGCCGUUCCACAGAAUCAAUACCCUUCACAUAGUGGCUCAGCGAAUCACUACCAUCAAAAUCAACCGGUAGAACUCCUCUCGGUAGAGCCCGCCACAGCUCCUGUGCAUUCUGUCGCUCAGACAAUUCCUCUUCAAUCUCGUCGCAGCCCGAACCACGAAGCCUCUCCAAUUCAACCUCCCAGCGCCUCCACUGGCCACUAUCAACAACCACAUCAAGCCCAGCCCACUUAUCCACCCUCAAACCAUAGUGCUCCCACUUCGGCUACAAGUUACCACGCGCCCCAUGCAGCAUACCAAAAUGCACACCCACACCCUACAUCUACUACUCAUUCGGCGGCUGGUAUCGAUAGCAAUGGCGAUAGGCAUAUGGCCAUGCCAGAUGACCCUCGGGGUCUUGAGGACGCUGAUGGUGCAGGUGGUGGCGAGGGGUCUGAAGAAGAGGAGGAAGAGGGCGAAGAAACAGUUGAAGAAUUUGAUCAGCAAGGGCCGCGUGAGGAGGCCGAAGACGAAGAAGAUGCUGAGGAUGAUGAGGGAGUAAAUGAAAAUGGCGCUCAGCAUCCCAUGUCGCACAACUUUCAAGAGCAUAUGGCGAUGGAAACAUCCGAGUCAACGUACUGAGAUUGCCUGUUGAAAAUGCAGUCAAAGACAACGCCACAAAUUACGUAGCUCAUCUAGGAUGGACUGAAGUUUUGUAAUUAAAGUUAACAAAUAACGUUGUAUUAUAUUGUCCAAUGAUCAUCACCAUCUGACGGUACCACCCGAG
Messenger RNA from Melampsora larici-populina 98AG31, 1304 nucleotides. RefSeq lists its product as uncharacterized. The record is from RefSeq and is a predicted model, not a curated record. NCBI's taxonomy places the organism in Eukaryota, Fungi, Basidiomycota, Pucciniomycetes, Pucciniales, Melampsoraceae. Bases 17 to 1159 code for a protein of 380 amino acids. The transcript has 3 exons.